This is a messenger RNA of Lactuca saligna, 1215 nucleotides long. The record is from the annotation of a GenBank genome assembly. Lineage: Eukaryota; Viridiplantae; Streptophyta; Magnoliopsida; Asterales; Asteraceae.
AUUUUAUUUUUGUGUGUGUGUUUUUCAAAUGGGCCCAAAACGUCAGCUAUGAACUUCAGCUCAUUUGGGUUUUGACCGAUCGGGUGGGCUAUCGAUCAUAGAACCACCGUUCAGUAAUGAAGUCUCCGAUCAACUCAAACUCCGGCAGCGCUACAGAUGAUGAUGAAUCCGCCACCAUCUCCGACGAAUACGACGCCACUACGGAGACGGAUACGGACGUUGUAAGUAAAGAUGGCGCCGUUGAGUCUGUAUCGACUCCCUUCCGUCAAGGAGAGAAAGUCUUGGCUUAUCAUAACCUUCGCAUUUACGAAGCUAAGGUGCUAGAAGUUGAUUCCAAGGAAAAGCGUUAUUACAUCCAUUAUCUAGGGUGGAAACAAAAAUGGGAUGAAUGGGUAGGCAUUGAUCGUCUCAUGAACAUAAACAAUGAGAAUCUUCAAAAACAGAAAGCACUCGAGAAUGAGUUGAAGCCCAAAAACCCGAAUAUGACAAAGGGCAUGAAGAGGAAAACCAUGUCCAAGGGCACUGUGUCUUAUGAAAAGCUGAUUGAUAUCCAUAUACCAUCAUCACUGAAGAAGCAUUUGGUGAAUUAUAGUGAAUAUAUAACUCAUAUGGGGAAGCUUGUUAAACUUCCAUGUUCUCCAAAUGUUGAUGACAUAUUGAAGAUGUAUUUGGAGCAUCGAUCAAACAAGGAUGGAAGGGAAUUAGAUUUAGCUGGAGAAGUUGUAAGUGGAUUACGUUGCUACUUUGAUAAAGCUUUGCCUGCAAUGCUUCUUUACAAAACUGAAAGCCAACAGUAUCAACAAGCAACUGCAAACCAAAUUUCUCCUUCUAAAAUUUAUGGAGCUGAACAUUUGUUACGUCUUUUUGUUAAAUUGCCUGAGAUACUUUACAAUGCUAACAUUGAAGAGGAGACAUUGAGAGAACUACAACACAAUUUACAAGACUUUCUCAAGUUCCUUCAGAAGAAACAAAGUUUGUUCUUCCUAUCCACCUAUGAGACACCAGAUGGUUCUUGUACAAUUGAGUAAAAUUGUGGGUAAGUGGAUUGAAUCAUGUUUUGUUGUAAUGUAAGUAUGUUGCUGUUGUUUUAAUUGUAAGGUAUACUUUAUAAAUUGUGGGUAGGUGGAUUGAAUCAUCUUUUGUUCUUAUAUUUAAGAAAAUUGUGAUGUUUGAUUUUAUAUAUAAUUUGACAAAAGCAUCUGACUAUUGAAGAAA